Bipolaris maydis ATCC 48331 is the source of this 572-nucleotide messenger RNA. RefSeq lists its product as uncharacterized. NCBI's taxonomy places the organism in Eukaryota, Fungi, Ascomycota, Dothideomycetes, Pleosporales, Pleosporaceae. Gene Ontology annotation, molecular function: zinc ion binding; nucleic acid binding. The record is from RefSeq and is a predicted model, not a curated record.
UAAUUUACCCUAAAAAAUGUCGGGAAACACACCCAAAACAAUGUCUAAAGGACUCAUGGGCAUGAAGUUCAUGCAGCGUGCUGCAGCAAAGUCUUCACCUUCGUCGCCGGCUACUUCCAAUGGACCUCCGGCCAAGAAGGCGCGUCUUUCACAUGGCGCAUCAGCCGUAGGAACCUCAGAUCAAGAGAUUAUACAAUCAGGACUCGACGCCGAAGAAGCAAAACGUCAGGCGGCGCUGGACAAGGCGGCGCAACACGCGGGUGAAACCAAGUGGGUACUGAGCUUUCAAGAUCCUCUCAAGGGGAAGCGGCAAGAUGCUAUGCAGGUUAGGCAUGCGGGGUAUGCGGAAAUCGAUGCGCAAGACGAUUCAGAGGAGGACGAAGAAGAAGACACCAGACCUGUGAGAAUGCAGUUUGGUGGUGGUGUCAAAAAGGCAGACACUUCGGUACCGAUGGUAAAAGCAGAUGACUCGGAAUCUGACUCGGAGUCUUCAUCGGACGAUUACGACUCGGACGACGCUGCAGCAGAUCUUAUCCGACAGACGAAGCGCGAAAUGGCUUCGGAAAAGCGAG